GAGAACCGUAGAAGAAGAAGAAGCAGCAGCAGCGGAAGGCGGUUGUUUUCUUUUAGCUUAUUUGCUAAUGUAAACCCGAUUUUUUUCCCUCUUUGUUUUAACAACUACAGCUCACUUGUGCUCUGGAGAUCACAAUAAAGUGGUAGGGAGAGGAUGUUGGCUACAGGAACGACUGUAACCACGGCGGGUCUGACGCAGGUGGACCGUGACAAGAUCUAUCAAUGGAUCAACGAGCUCUCCAGCCCUGAAACGCGUGAGAACGCCCUGCUGGAGCUCAGCAAGAAGAGGGAGUCUGUGACAGAUCUGGCCCCGAUGCUCUGGCACUCCUGCGGUACUAUAGCGGCUCUCCUACAGGUGCGCAGAAAUCACUUCAUGCUCAAUUUAACGCGCAAUAAGCUGAGACCUGUUUUACGUUUACUUUUUUUUGUGCUUUUUGUCUUGCAGGGGAAGAUGGUUCUUCAGUUGUCUAAGGAGCCUUCGGCUCGCCUGCUGAAACAUGUCGUGCGCUGUUAUUUACGACUUUCUGACAACUCCAGGGCGAGAGAAGCUCUGCGUCAGUGCCUGCCCGACCAGCUGAAGGACACCACGUUUGCUCAAGUGUUAAAGGACGACUCCACCACCAAACGCUGGCUCGCUCAGCUCGUCAAAAACCUACAGGAAGGGCAGGUCACAGACCCCCGCGGCAUCCCCUUACCUCCUCAGUAACACACACUCUCACUCAUCCCAAACCCUCCAGGACAGCCAGCACCACACCUUAAACACAUCAGACUGUUUCACAUACAAGGGCACUUAAUAUUUUUUUGCCAAGAAGCUCAGAAACGGUGCUCAGCAUUCACGGUUUGUUUCGAGAUAUUAACAAUUGACUUUAGACUCUGCUGGACUGAGGAAGAGUCAGUCUCAUCCAUUAUUAGGCUUUUUUUCUUUUUCCUCUAAGCCUUUUUGAUGGAAUCGAGAGGAAUUGAAAGACUGUUUUGUCUGUUUUUCUCAUCACAAAAAUGUGUAAUUUUGAAUGCUGUUAAAUAAACAGUGUCAUGCCAUCGUAAAUGUCAAGUGAAA
This is a messenger RNA of Sinocyclocheilus rhinocerous, 1056 nucleotides long. Its product is annotated as cell differentiation protein RCD1 homolog. Bases 154 to 705 code for a protein of 183 amino acids. The record is from RefSeq and is a predicted model, not a curated record. NCBI's taxonomy places the organism in Eukaryota, Metazoa, Chordata, Actinopteri, Cypriniformes, Cyprinidae. Gene Ontology annotation, cellular component: CCR4-NOT complex. Gene Ontology annotation, biological process: mRNA catabolic process. The transcript is spliced from 4 exons.